AUGGACUGUAAGCCGGCAAAUACUCCUAUUGUUCAGAAUCACGGACUUCAACUCAUCAAAGGGGCGGCCCCUACUGAUCGGAGUGGAUACCAGAGGCUAGUUGGGAAACUCAUUUAUCUAUCUCAUACUAGACCAGAUGUUGCAUACACAGUGGGAGUCUUAAGCCAGUUCAUGCAUAGUCCGCAAGAUGAACAUUGGGAGGCAGCACUUAGAGUUGUUCGCUACUUGAAAGGAACCGCCGGACAUGGAGUUUUGUUUUGGAAAAACGGGCAUCUAGAUAUCCAUGGAUACACUGAUGUUGAUUGGGCAGGGAAUCUGGUCGACAGACGCUCCACGGGAAGAUACUUCACCUUUAUUGGUGGGAAUUUGGUGACUUGGAGAAGCAAGAAACAGAAGGUGGUUGCCCUCUCUAGUGCCGAAGCAGAGUUUCGAGGCAUCAAGAGCGGAUUAACCGAAAUCCUUUGGCUUAGGAGAUUGAUGAAAGAAUUAAACAUGGAACUGCAGAAAACUUGCAAAUUGUUGUGUGAUAAUAAGGCCGCGAUCAGUAUCUCAGAAAACUCGGUAUAG
This is a messenger RNA of Salvia hispanica, 567 nucleotides long. The record is from RefSeq and is a predicted model, not a curated record. Lineage: Eukaryota; Viridiplantae; Streptophyta; Magnoliopsida; Lamiales; Lamiaceae.